UAGACUAAUUCUCCAAACUUGAGUGUUAUAUAAAGCAUAUUAACAAUGCAUGACAUUUCAUUAUAAGCUUAUUAAACCAAAAUAGAGUAAAACUCAUUCUUGAAUCCUUGUGAUCAUCUCCUAGUUUUCCAAGCUAACUAUAAUAUCCUUACAACAGUGGUUCUCACUUUCCGAUGGCGUCGACCGGAGUGGUGUUGUCGUUAGUAUUACUAGCAAGUGUUACAAUAGGAGUCUUUGCUAAUGACCCUGACAUGCUUCAAGAUGUUUGUGUUGCUGAUCUUCCAUCAGCAACACGUGUAAAUGGAUUCACUUGCAAGAAUAUUGAUCAGAUAACAGCAGAAGAUUUCUUCUUCGCCGGAAUCGGUCAACCCGGUCAAAUCACCAACAACAUUCUAAGAUCAAAAGUAACCGGAGCAAACGUUCAAGACAUUCCUGGUUUGAACACCUUAGGAGUGUCCAUGGCUCGAGUCGAUUUCGCUCCUUACGGUCUAAACCCACCUCACAUUCAUCCUCGUGCCACUGAGAUGAUUUUCGUUCUUCAGGGUGAAUUGUUGGUUGGAUUUAUAACCACAAAUAAUAAGCUCAUUUCUAAGGUUGUUAAAACGGGAGAAACAUUUGUGUUUCCAAGAGGUUUGGGUCAUUUUCAAAAGAAUUUAUCAAAAUAUCCAGCUGCUGUUUUAGCUGCUUUUAACAGUCAAUUACCGGGUACUCAGCAAUUUGCAGCUGCUCUCUUUACUUCUCAGCCUCCUGUGCCUAAUGAUGUUUUGGCUCAAGCAUUUAAUAUUGAUGUUAAAAAUGUUGAGAACAUUAGGGCUGGCCUUUCUUCUUAACAUGUUUGUUGUCCUAAGUUGAUUGGGUGUUUGAUUUGUUAUGUUUGUAAGAAUUUUUAAUGUUGAUUUGUUUCUAUUUUUAUUCUUUUACCUGAUUUUAUAUUAUUGUAUUAAAAUUUUAGCUUUGUUGUACUCAAAUUUAAUAAAAAUGAUA
Amaranthus tricolor (Joseph's coat) is the source of this 984-nucleotide messenger RNA. RefSeq names its product germin-like protein subfamily 2 member 4. The transcript has 2 exons. Lineage: Eukaryota; Viridiplantae; Streptophyta; Magnoliopsida; Caryophyllales; Amaranthaceae. Gene Ontology annotation, cellular component: plasmodesma; cell wall. Gene Ontology annotation, biological process: regulation of root development; plasmodesmata-mediated intercellular transport. Gene Ontology annotation, molecular function: manganese ion binding. The record is from RefSeq and is a predicted model, not a curated record. The coding region runs from base 174 to 830 and encodes 218 amino acids.